CAUUCGAAGAAGUGGAUCUCAGCUGUCCCUGCUCUCCGCACAUCCGCAUCUUCGCAUCUCCGCAUCUACGUGCCUCGCAUCCGCACUCGAAUUCGCAUCCGCAUAUCCGCGCGUCCACUUCUCUCUGCCUGCCGCGCGUUCCUCUGUGUGUGUGCGUGCCCGCGCGUGUGUGUGUGUACCGAUUGUACCGCAAAAUAGCAUGUGCAUAUGCCGCACGCAUGUGUAUGUAUGUGCAUGUGCGCCCAGUGAACGAGCAACUUUUUUAAUAUCGAGCGAAAUGCAACAAAAAUAGUCGCACGUCGGCAUGAAAACAACAGCAGAAACAAAUAGAAAUACCGCCGAGCAGUGAACGCAGCCGUCUGAAUUUAAUAACUCUUUGGAAAAGCUCAGAGAACCACAACGAAAACCUUUUUUUAAAUGGCCCGCCUGUGACAAAGUGAAAAGCAAUCGACGAAACAACGGCAAUAACCAAAAUACACUGCAACAAACACUGGCAACGUGCUGCUGAACCAGCAAAAACAAGAGAGCCACCAUCACAUCAUCGCACCAUCGGAACACAGAGCCAGCACAGACGACAUGGAGCACAUAAUGAAUCCGUUCAUGUCACCGGCUUAUCUGCUGGGCCAUGCCCCACAUCCCCACCAGCAUGUGCACUCCCAUGUGGGGCAAUCGCAUCCCAGCCAGCAGCCGCACGCCGCCUCCUCGCCAGCCAGCUCGCCCGGCGGCUCCAGUGGCUCCGGGUCGGGGGGAUCGGGCUCCGGAUCGAGCGCCUCGCUGAAGCCGCGGCGCUGGGGCUCGCCGCCCAUCAACCUGGCCGGCCAGUUCAUCAAUCCGGCGACGGGCAAGAAGCGGGUGCAGUGCUCCAUCUGCUUCAAGACCUUCUGCGACAAGGGCGCCCUCAAGAUCCACUUCUCGGCGGUGCAUCUGCGCGAGAUGCACAAGUGCACGGUCGAGGGCUGCAACAUGGUGUUCAGCUCGCGGCGCUCGAGGAAUCGCCACAGCGCCAACCCGAAUCCCAAGCUCCAUUCGCCGCACAUCCGGCGCAAGAUCUCGCCGCACGACGGCCGGACGGCCCAGCAGUUUCCGGUCUUCUCGCCGAGCACAGCAGCCGCGGCGGCCGCCGUCGCCGGGCGACUUCCGGUGGCCUUUCCCGGACUCCUGCCGCCGCCACCGCCGCAUCAUGGCCACCAUCCGUAUGUGAUGUUCGGCGGUCAGGCAGCGGGACUGCAUGGCCUGGGCCUGCUCUCCUCCUCCUCCUCGUCGGGCUGCCAGGACACGGACUCGGGUUCGGUGGACAACGAGCAGGAGGCCGAUCCCGAGGAUGAGGGUGACUUCGUGUACGUGGACAUGCAGGCGAACAGCUCCAGUCCGGCGGCCUCCAGCGAGGAUCACGAGGAGGACAACGAGCAUGAGCAUGAGCCAAACGAGGAUCAGGACGAGGAGAUGCACUGCAGCCUGAGCCUGGCCAGCAGUAGUAGCAUCACGGCCGCCGACGAGGAGCGGGCCGAUCAGCCCCUGGACUUUAGCCUGCACAAGCGGCGCAAGUCUGAGCAGGAUCGGGAGUCGGUGGAGAAGGAGCAGGAGCGCGAGCGGGAGGAGGAACAGGAUCUGGAGGAGGAAAGGGAGCGGCAACAGGAGCUGGAGCGCGAGAAGCGCUCGCCCAGUGAUGCCUUCUCCAUGGACCAGCUGCUGGGCAAGCGGAAGCGCCACGACAGCAACGCCUCCAGCUCUGCCGGCUCCACCACGGCAGCCACCACUUCCGCCGCCCCUGCCAGGUCCUCCUCCUCCCCCAACGCCAGCGUUACGCUGCCCCAGACGAGCAUCAAAAUGGAACUGGAUCUCGAGAGCGACAAUGCCUACAGCCGGCGGCCCAUGCUGCCGCUGCCCGUCCUGGAGCUCGACGAGCGGCACCACUUGCGUCUCCUGCAGACCCAGAUGUUUGCCGCCGCAGCCGCCGCGGCUGCCUCCAGCCAGGCGCCACCACCCACCGCCUUCCUGCCGGCCGGCUCGCCCGUCGACCUGGCCAAGGACUCGCCGCCCAUGUGGAGCCUGCUCUCCGAGGUGUACCGCUCCAUGCUGCUGAAGACGCAGCACCAGCAGUUCAGCCACCACCACCAGCAGCAGCUGCAGCAGCAGCAGCACCACCAGCAGGAGCAGCUCCACCACCACCUGACCCUCAGCCAUCACCACUUGAACCACCACCAGGAGCAGGCGCUCAACCACCAUUUGGGCCACCAUCAGCACCACCAGCAGCAGCCGCAGCAGCAGUCGCCGGCGGCCACGAACGCGCCGAUUUCGGUCUAAUCUCUGGGUGGCAGGUUCUAGAGAUUCCGGCGAUUGCUAGAUGAUUUCCUUAGUCAAAUUUGUUUUUUCUCUUUUUUUUUUUGUAUCUUAAGAGGAAUAUACGUGCGGGAUGGGGCUGCUAGAGGUAGGUGGUCAAGGCUGGACCAUUAAAUGGCUGGCACUCCUCCUCAGGCACUAACCUGCCACGCCCACCUGCCGCCUACGCCCGCCCCUCCCGACUGAAGAAAAAAGAAAACUGGAAUUGCUCCGAAACUAAGCUUUUUCUGCUCGUACAUGUGUUAUAUGGAUCUUUUUUUUUUGAACCUAUGUAUAAUGUAUAAUGUAUACCGUAGUGCGACAUCUAAGUGUAUAGUAUUCAAUCCGUUCCUCAGUGAGUGUAUGACGAGUGCUUGAGCGUGUGAGUGCGAGUGUGUAUGAGUGCGUUUGGGAUCGCGAGAUCCGCAUAGUCUGUCAUCUGAGACAAGCGGGCUGGGCAGUGCAGAAGCGGGGUUUUCAAGGAACGGAUGCGGUUUCCCUGCCCCCUCGACCGAUCGGUGUACAACGAAGUAUUUGAUAUUUAUAACGAAAUAUAUAUAUAUUAUGGAAUGCAUAUAUUAAAUAGUUCUAAGACAAUUUUUUUCGUAGCCAAUAAAACUAUGUAUUGUAUAACUUGGAUGUACUAACACAGCAAGCGAAUUCUAUUGAAACAUAUCCCCCGUGUGUUAAAAAGAACCUCCCCCCCACAACACACACACACAUAUAUCCAUGAAAAAGGUUGAUAGAACGAAAUGUUAUUGCUCUCGCAAGCGAAAAUUCCUCCCGAUGAUUGUGUACUGUAUUACAAGAAGAUUUUAAGUUUUUAUUAACAAAUAAACAACGGCAAAAACUGAA
This is a messenger RNA of Drosophila biarmipes, 3174 nucleotides long. RefSeq names its product protein disconnected. The transcript has 2 exons. Gene Ontology annotation, biological process: regulation of DNA-templated transcription. The record is from RefSeq and is a predicted model, not a curated record. Gene Ontology annotation, cellular component: nucleus. Lineage: Eukaryota; Metazoa; Arthropoda; Insecta; Diptera; Drosophilidae. Bases 577 to 2304 code for a protein of 575 amino acids.